AUGGCUACCCUGAUCGCUGGCGAGGAGGAUGAGCAAGCCGUGGCUGAGGUCAAGAACAAUGUGCAGGAGCUAUCCAAGCUGGCGGAUGAGAAAGAAGGGGAGGCUGGCCUGGAGACAGAGCAGCAGCGUGAACAGGAGCAGGAGCGGCAGCAAGAGCAGGAGCAAGAGGAGGAGAAGGAACAGGAAAUCGAGAUUGAGAAGUUUGUGGACCUGAUGCACUGCCGCGACGAUGAAGAGCCUGAGAGCUGGCCGCUGGCGUCGCUGGCCGCCGAGGAGAAGGCCAAGCAGUUCUACGAGGCCCAAAGGUUCAAGCUUUGGAAGCGGAGGCCUUUGGACAACCUGCCACCAGAGGCGCGCAUCUCCACCAACUGGUUCAACCCCCAGUGGAGCGGCUUCCGGCGCGUGAAGAACGUCUUCGUACAGAUGGAGUGGGUGCCGGACCUGGCCAAGGCGUUGCGCAGCAAGGAGCCUUUGUUGCUGGACCCGGUGGAGGAGAUGGAGAUGCACAAGAAGCUACGCACCGCCUGGGAUCUGCUGAUGCGCGGCGAGGGCAUUGAGAUGCCAAGCCCUGAAGUGACCAUCACCCGCUCAGAAACACAGGUCGUCCCUGGGAAGAAGGUGGAGAAGCUGCCGCCACCCCCGGGGGAGAUCGGCGCGGAGCGGCUCAUGGAGCUGUUGGCAGCGAGUUUCGACUGGGACCCCGCCUUGCGGGAUCCUGCUGCCGCGUUGGCCUUCUUGGGCCGCAAGCGCGACGAGAAGCUGAGCUACGAGGACAUGGUGCAGCUCUUGCUGGACGGCCGCUUCCGGACCAGGGACGAGCACCGGCACUUCGUGAUGUUGUCCCUGGCAGAGGCGGAGACACUGCGGCGGGUCCUCCACGCCAGGCUCCAGGAGCUAAAAUUUGGCCCAGUUGUGGGAGGUGUCCACUCGGCUUAG
Molecule: messenger RNA, 936 nt
Organism: Effrenium voratum
Lineage: Eukaryota; Dinophyceae; Suessiales; Symbiodiniaceae
Source: the annotation of a GenBank genome assembly